AUGAAGGACUACCUGGCUGCUGGCGCCCGUGGCUCGGAUGCGGUUUGGGACGCCGCGCGCUCGGUGGAGCCCGGCGGCGACUCAGCGGCAGUGGGGCGGGUCGGAUACAACCAGGCCUUUGAACAGGUGUUCCAGGCGUUUGAGCAGCGGCUGCCUGUUGAGGGGGUGCGGGAGCUCUGCGCGCGCGGCGCCGUGGAGCCGGGCAAGUACCCGUACGACUGCCCGGGGGAUACCCUCCUUGAUGUGUCGUGGCACGAGACCGCAAACGACGUGGGCGGCGCGUGGGGCCGGUUUUUGAUGCGGCCAGACUUGAGGACGGUGGUGGAGUCGGUCCGUUGGGCGGUGGACGCGUCGGGCAUCAUCGACCUGCGGCGGCUGCGGGACGAGAUCAUUUUCGCCACCCUGCCGCCGCUGCCAAACAUCUACUUUGCGUGGAACCCCAACAACUCGGGGCCGCUGUACUUCCUAGUCUGCCUCACGCUGGGGGUGGUGGUGCCGGCGCUUCGGUGA
Molecule: messenger RNA, 510 nt
Organism: Monoraphidium neglectum
Lineage: Eukaryota; Viridiplantae; Chlorophyta; Chlorophyceae; Sphaeropleales; Selenastraceae
Exons: 5
Coding region: 1-510 (169 amino acids)
Source: RefSeq, a predicted model, not a curated record